AACUUUUGAUAAAUCUAACUGGAGAGGUGAAGAAACACACCAGUCCAAAAGCUGUGUGGCCAGAUUUAUGACAUACAAAUAGAAAUAAGAUUCCAACAUUAGAUCAACCAAAUGGAUGAAGAAAAUUUAAGGAAACGAACAGGAGAAGCUAAUGGAGGAGAUGAACUAUCACUUCAGAAGAGUAAACCCAAAACUACAAAUCUACAGCAAGAGGUGGGUCUGAUCAGUGGAAUCUGUAUGAUCGUUGGUACAAUUAUUGGCUCAGGAAUCUUCAUUUCUCCUAAAUCAGUACUUGCCAAUGUUGCAGCUGUGGGGCCUUGUUUAAUCAUCUGGGCAGCAUGUGGAAUUCUUGCUACUUUAGGUGCACUGUGUUUCGCGGAGCUUGGCACAACAAUUACAAAAUCAGGGGGAGAAUACCCUUACCUUAUGGAGGCUUUUGGUCCAAUUCCAGCAUAUUUGUUUUCCUGGACAAGUUUACUGGUCAUAAAACCCAGUUCGUUUGCUAUCAUUUGUCUUAGCUUUGCGGAAUAUGCUUCAGCUCCUUUUUAUCCAGGUUGUGAUCCACCUGUAGUUGUCAUCAAGUGUCUUGCAGCCUCUGCCAUUGUGGUUAUUACAGCUGUGAAUUCACUGAGUGUGAAGUUGGGAAGCUACGUCCAGAAUUUUUUCACUGCUGCUAAAAUGAUCAUUGUUUUAAUUAUUAUUGUAAGUGGGAUCGUUCUCCUUGCACAAGGAAAAACUGAAAAUUUUAAAAAUUCUUUCAAGGAUACUAAACUUUCCAUUGGUUCCAUCAGUCUGGCAUUUUAUAAUGGACUCUGGGCAUACGAUGGAUGGAAUCAGCUAAAUUACAUUACAGAGGAACUUAAAAAUCCUUACAGAAAUCUACCGCUAUCUAUAAUCAUUGGAAUUCCUCUGGUUUCAGUUUGCUACGUUCUGAUUAAUAUUUCAUAUUUUACCAUAAUGACUUCAACAGAACUUCUACAGUCGCAGGCAGUUGCAGUGACAUUUGGGGAUCGAGUCCUUUAUCCAGCUGCUUGGAUAGUUCCUCUCUUCGUGGCCUUUUCUACAAUUGGAGCUGCCAACGGGACCUGUUUUACUGCUGGCAGACUUGUUUACGUGGCAGGCCGUGAAGGGCACAUGCUAAAGGUGCUGUCUUACAUUAGUGUUAAACGUUUAACCCCAGCACCUGCUAUCAUAUUUUAUGGAGCAAUUGCUAUUAUUUAUACCAUCCCUGGAAACAUUGAAACACUCAUUAACUACUUCAGUUUUGCUGUCUGGAUAUUUUAUGGUUUAACUGUGCUGGGACUCAUUGUUAUGAGGUUUACAAGAAAAGAGCUCAAGAGACCAAUCACAGUACCUAUCGUCAUUCCUGUCUUUGUGACACUGAGCUCAAUUUUCCUAGUUCUGGCUCCAAUCAUUAGUCAACCCGAAUUGCCAUACCUGUACUGUGCAUUAUUUAUGUUUGGUGGACUUAUAUUUUAUUUCCUUUUUGUUCAUUUUAAAUUCAACUGGGCACAAAGAAUAUCAAAGCCCACCACCAUGUACCUUCAGAUGCUUCUGGAAGUUGUACCAGCCGAGGAAGUUACGGAAUAAAGCAGACUGGAUUUCUCUUAAUCCUUUUCUAAGCACUAUAGUUUGACAUACAAUGUUCAUAUUUGCUGAAUUUAGACUUUCAUUGUGAUAUGCAGCUUUAUUUUUACAACUGUUAUAAUUUAUAAACUAUAUUUACAGUAUCUUAGAAGACAUUUGAGAAUAAAGAUUUUUUG
Alligator sinensis (Chinese alligator) is the source of this 1763-nucleotide messenger RNA. RefSeq names its product solute carrier family 7 member 9 (gene SLC7A9). Lineage: Eukaryota; Metazoa; Chordata; Crocodylia; Alligatoridae. Gene Ontology annotation, molecular function: L-amino acid transmembrane transporter activity. The record is from RefSeq and is a predicted model, not a curated record. The coding region runs from base 112 to 1590 and encodes 492 amino acids. The transcript is spliced from 13 exons. Gene Ontology annotation, biological process: amino acid transmembrane transport. Gene Ontology annotation, cellular component: membrane.